UAGCCCUAAAUCACAAGUGUCUCAAAGGGCUGCACAAGCCACAACGACAUCCUCGGUACAGAGCCCACAUAAGGGCAAGGAAAAACUCACCCCAGUGGGACGUCGAUUAAUGUUUUCCUCUUAUUUUAAUGUGUUUUUGUACCUUAUUUUUUGUGGACGUUUUGAAUCAGCAUUGCAACCACAUAAUUUCCCCAUUGUGGGAUAUAUAAAAGUCUAGCUUAUCUUUAAUAAAGGCCAAUACAGUUCUUAAGUGUACCUAAAGCUAGCACCAACUUCCAAAGUCACGUAAAAGUCAUCUUAAUGGCAGCGACGCCAUGAGAGUGCUCUAAAUUUACACAGCAGUAAUCAAUCCUCUUUCACACAGAGGAGGACCGACCAAUGAAAGCCAUCUUGUCAACUAAAACAAGUUAAUGCCAAAGAAGUUGCUAAUGACUACUUUGUGCACAAGUGUCUAAAAAAGAGAUACGACAGCUGACUGAAGCGUUGGUGAUUAAACGCAGCUGCUCGCUACGUCAAAUGCAUCGCCUAAAUUAGCUCUGAACAGCUGACUUGAGAAGAAACUGCAUGUUAACGUGAAUAAAGAUGCAUCAUGGUCAUUCUUUUAACGCCACAGUUUAAUAUCAUGAAGGAUUUAAAUCACGGCUGUGCUGAGUUUAGGAGGGGGAGGGGGCGGGCCUUCAGCGCAAAGGGGACAGACAGGGUGUAUUUUUGUAAACCAUGUGCUCUCCUUCACACCUGUCAGUCAUAUAGCACUCAAGCUGCUCUCUUAACACACUACACAACCAAGAAGACUACCAAGAUGGUGUCAGGGCUCGUCCUGCUGGCAAACUCUCUUCUCGGGCUCCUGAAUGCAUCCCUGGUGUUUGGAACCAACCUCACUGGUAGACUUCUGGCCAGUGAGGCAUUCAGAAGACAUUUCCACCUACUGCUCUCCACUUUGGUUCUGGUCGGGCCCGUGCUGAGUUUGUGGGUGUCCAAGUACAGCGUCUUUGCAAACGGCAACCACUAUCUUUACAGGAAGUUUCUCAAUUCAACUUGGGGUUGGACGUGCACCCUGACAAGUUCCUUCAUCAUCCUCCUCUCCCUAUCGGCCCGUCACCCAGCCUCCCUCUGCCUUCGCCAUCUCUCCCGACUGGGCCUCUCGGGCCUGAUCUGGUGGGGCUGCCAGCGCCUCCUCACCCUGCUGGAGGACGCGGCCGGGACCUGCUACGAGCCCGUCCUCCAUGGCCAGGAGAGCGCUGCCUCUUCUGCACAGCCUCUGCUGCUCCUCCAUGAAGACCAGACCAAAGCGUCGUGCCUGAGCAGCAGAAUGCAAUGGCGGGGCUAUGAAGUCUCCCAGGACGUGCUCAUCCUCUGCUUGUGCUGCCUCUUGCUCGUGGAGGAGCUGUCCGUCUUUGGACGCCACCUCCACCAAAAGUCCCCCGACGGAGCCCCGCUGAGGUUCACGUUCCUCCUGUGUGUGCUUCUUCUCGCCGUCUGGGUGUUCCUGCUCCUGUGUGUGUUGGCGCACUUCCCAAAGUUCCCAGCACAGCAGCUGGGAGGAGCUCUGGGCUAUCUGGGAUGGAGAGGCCUCUAUCAGGGAUGGUUCCGCCUCAAACCGAGUUGGCACUGUCCGGGUUUGCCAGGGGACCAACUUUUAACAACAAAAGUAGAAUAAAAGUCCGGUAGUUGUGUAACAGUGUAUCCCAGCAGGCAUGCUACAAUUGUUUUUGACUGACCACAGACUGCAAGAAAUCUUUGUUUUAUUUUGUAAUGUGUUGCAAAAGA
Messenger RNA from Nerophis lumbriciformis (worm pipefish), 1767 nucleotides. RefSeq names its product fat storage inducing transmembrane protein 1 (gene fitm1). The record is from RefSeq and is a predicted model, not a curated record. Gene Ontology annotation, molecular function: coenzyme A diphosphatase activity. Lineage: Eukaryota; Metazoa; Chordata; Actinopteri; Syngnathiformes; Syngnathidae. Gene Ontology annotation, cellular component: endoplasmic reticulum membrane. Gene Ontology annotation, biological process: phospholipid biosynthetic process; lipid storage; lipid droplet organization.